This is a messenger RNA of Nezara viridula (southern green stink bug), 375 nucleotides long. The record is from the annotation of a GenBank genome assembly. Lineage: Eukaryota; Metazoa; Arthropoda; Insecta; Hemiptera; Pentatomidae.
AUGAAAUUCGUAUCAGCUCUUGUGGUUUUGGCAGCUUUUGCAGCAGCCGAUGCACAGUCUUCGUUCAAGCUCGACGGACACGAAAUCCAACAAGUCCUUGCCGAUGAUAAGCUUUAUCACCAGUAUUUUAACUGCGUCAUGGAUAAAGAGAAGUGCACACCAGACGGCCAGGAUUUAAAAGAUCAUAUUCCUGAUCACAUAAAUGGAGGUUGCGCCAAUUGCACACCAGAAAGGAAGGAAAGAGCAAAGACGCUAGUCAGAUUCAUGGUUGCAAAGAAGAAUCAUGAUUUCGAAGAAUUUGAGAAAAAGUAUGACCCCAAACACAUGAUGAGGAAGCAAUAUGGCCAGUGACUCAAUCCGAUUGAAAAAUAAAAA